GCAAGCGACUUCUGGCCCGCCGGCUCCUCCUCUUCCAAGCUGUCAAGUACAGCAACCUUCACGUAGCUGUCCAUGUAGUAACUGUAUCAGAUUACAUGUCGCGACGGAGUAUGAGGCUGGUUUUAGGGGGAUACUACAACCAAUCCUCCGAGGAUGACGAAUCCUCCUCAGUUUCCUACAGGGAGAGCCCUGUGAGGGUCUUUACCAAGAGGAAGAGAGGGGGUCAUAACGUGGCCUCCACUCGUACCUCCAGCCGGGCUAACACCACUAGCACGAUGGAGCCACUCAGUAAUGCUGAGGACAACAUUGGGGUCUCAAGUUUGGUUCAGAGGAGGAAGACCUUCCAGGAGCCUCCCAGUGUGGCUCCAGCACCAGCCCCAAUCCUGAAUCUGGCUCCUAGCCCCAGGGGCUUCCCCUCCUGCCAGACCAGCCUUAACCAGGCCCAGAGCCAGAGCAGUGCCAUGGACAGCUCUGGUUACUCCUCUUCAGAGGCAAGACAUUUCAAAGGAUACUCUGGAUACACCUCUUUGUACGGACAAAGGGCUAGCGCCAGCCAGAGCUCUGGCGCCAGCAGGGAAAGCGCCAGCUGGACCCCUCCGUUUGUCCCUGCCGGUGUGGGGAAGGCCAUUCUAAUUGCCUUCCUCCUCCUCUUGACUUUUGGCUGCUGGCACCUUGCCCCCUUAGUAUGGUCCACCCUGACUCCGACUAUGACCCUGAACCGACCAGUCAUCACCCCGACUCCACCCCCUGUCUUCAGUCUGCCUCCCAAGGCUAUGGAUGAAGCGUCGGUAUUCAAUUCUGCUUUGGAAGCCAAGAUGAACACCAUCCUGACAGAAAUAGAAACGCUUAAGAAGCAAGAGCACCAGCAGAAAUUUGUUACCGAGAUGGUAGAGAGACUACAGACAGACUUGACAGACGUGAGGACAGACAUGAGGAAUGUGAGAGUGGACAGUGUGGAUCCUUUGGAUUGGGAACGUCGUUUGAGCCAGCAGACAGCCGGCUUCUCCAGUCAGGUAGACGACCUCAAGGAGCAACACACACACGUCAGGGGGGAGAAUCGCUGCCCUGGAGGACCAGACUGCCACGCUGCAGCAACAGGUCUACUCUGUCCAGAACCAGCCUCCCCCAGAGCCCAGACCCACCAAAGCCAACGCACACCUGACCACCGAGCUCAAAGAGGCCAUGGUCAAAUGGCUGCAUGAGAAUUUGCCCCAUAAUGAGCCACGGAUAGUGAAAGAGAUUGUGAAGGACUGCAGUCCCCCAUUGGCCGACAGGAUGCCGGACUUUGCCUUAGAGUCCCAAGGUGCCAGCAUAGUGAGCACUCGGUGUUCCGAGACGUACCGCACUCG
Oncorhynchus gorbuscha (pink salmon) is the source of this 1349-nucleotide messenger RNA. RefSeq lists its product as uncharacterized. The record is from RefSeq and is a predicted model, not a curated record. The coding region runs from base 96 to 1202 and encodes 368 amino acids. The transcript is spliced from 11 exons. Lineage: Eukaryota; Metazoa; Chordata; Actinopteri; Salmoniformes; Salmonidae.